ACAAGAAGAUUGUUGCUUCAUCCUCAAAAGUCACAAAAAGGUACAUUAUUUAUAUUAAGUAAAUGUUCAAAAAUAAUAAUGAACAUUUUCAUAUACCUAAAUGUACAUUUGUGUUAUGUAAUAUGACCAGGAAUGAUGAUAAGAAAAAGUCAAUUGCAGAAAAGAAGAAAAAAACUGAAAAGGAAAAGGUUGAAAGACCAAAACGCGAAAAGAAAACAAUUCCUCCUGCUUUCCGAUCUCCUUACUUGGUCAAGUACAAGGAUCUGUUUAAAGAUGAGAAAGCCAUGAACCAAAUUGCAGUAGACUUUGCUCUUGGUGGAAAAGAUGAAAGUGCACUCUUAUACUAUGAUGGCUUGAAUCUCAUCAAUAGAAAUGAAAUGAAAACUCUUGGAGAUGAUGUUGAAGUGACAAAUUGUGUCAUAGAUGGAUGGGCAAGGUUUCUUAAUCAUAAAAAGCCGAGAAACAAGAUUUAUUUCUCAACAGUGCUUCAUCACAUUAUGUGCACAAAUAGAGUUUGUCAAGAAGGAUCAUCAAUGAAGACAAGAAUUAAUGCCUUCAUAGAAAGAAUUGACAAUGAACUGAAGUUGAAUAAAAUUGACAGCAUUGUUGGAUAUAAACAGGUCUUCUUCCCAGUAUCAACUUCUCAACAUUUUUUUCUGUUGUGCGUCAAUCAUAUAGAAGACAAAAUUCAUAUAAUUGACAAUAGAAAACUACCAAAAAAGGUAUCAGUCCAAGCAAAAUAUGAAGAACAACCAAAAAUGAUGUUAAAAGGAUUGGCAGAGUACAUGAAACACCUUGGAUAUCAAGAUGCAAAAAGAAUUGAAGACUACACAGUUGUUUUGGAAAAGAUGAAAUGGCGUAGCAACAAUGACUAUACAAACUGUGGAGUUUACAUUAUGAAGCAUAUGGAAACCUUCACUGCUGAUCCUAAUGAGAGCUGGAUUUGUGAUUUAAAACCAAACAAUGUGGAACAAAUUAGAAAUCUAAGGCUCCAAUACACAGCAGAACUGAUGUUAUUUGAAGAAAACACUGAAUCAAGAGCAAAUAGAAGGAAAGCUAGAAAAUUUGCAACUUUGUAGUUUCAAAUGUUCAUUUACAACUAUGUAUAUGUUCAUUUCUUAUAUAUGACUAUU
Chenopodium quinoa (quinoa) is the source of this 1133-nucleotide messenger RNA. RefSeq lists its product as uncharacterized. The record is from RefSeq and is a predicted model, not a curated record. Gene Ontology annotation, molecular function: cysteine-type peptidase activity. Lineage: Eukaryota; Viridiplantae; Streptophyta; Magnoliopsida; Caryophyllales; Amaranthaceae. The transcript has 7 exons. Gene Ontology annotation, biological process: proteolysis. Bases 63 to 1079 code for a protein of 338 amino acids.